AUGUUGGGUAUGGCAGGGAUGAGUUCUUACUGGAAUAAAUUGGGGAGAAAACAUGUGGAGACCCUAGCAGGUCGAGAAGUCACAUUGUUGGAACGGUUGCAUCGCAAACUUUUGGCAAGUUUUGAUUUAGUCACGGAGGAAAUUACCAUUCCUAAUUCUCCGUCUCAGUCGGAGUCUAGUAUGGACUCUGCGAUGAAUUUUACUGUUCAAGAAACAACUAUGCAUGUGAUUCCUUCUCCCUCCAAGAACAUUGUUAAGACGGAACCAGAUAACAUGAAACCCCUACCUUCAUCUAUUAGGUCAACGUUAUGGUCUAAGAGGAAAGCAUUUGGGGAAAAGAUUGUUUCUCUUGAAGGAGUGAUGAAUUGUCCUGACAAGGUAAUCGAUUUUUCCUCUCCUAAGUGUAAGAGAACCACUCGUGGGAGUGAGUCAAAACCAUGUGAUUUUCCGUCAUUUGGGGGUCAUUCCUCUUCUGAACCUAUCAAUCCGGAGCUUGCAUAUGAAAAACUUGCAACAACCGUUCUUCACGAAUGUCUGGUGGUUACCGAUACUGACCUUAAGCAUGCCGAAGAAAAUGUUCCUUCCUUUGAGGUUGAGCCCCUGGGUCUUGAUGCUUCUACCUUUUUGACUUCAUAA
Molecule: messenger RNA, 636 nt
Organism: Lactuca virosa
Lineage: Eukaryota; Viridiplantae; Streptophyta; Magnoliopsida; Asterales; Asteraceae
Source: the annotation of a GenBank genome assembly